GGAGGACCAGAAGAAUUCUGCUGAAGAUCGUUAGCACAGCCGGCUGUUUGGCUAGACCGCGCCGUCAUGGACCCGCUGACGUUCGGGCCGGAUAUAGAAUGACGUAGGCAUGGCAUGCUACGUGCUAACGGUUAGCUGACAGAAAGUGUUGUGUGUCAUGUUUACGUUGACAUUGAAGAAACAGGUGUUGGUGAAGUGAAGGGCUGACUCAGCUACAGUACGUCUCCAUGAGGUACAGCGGGGUCCAGCUGUCCCUCUGGACUCAUGGGUUCUGCUGCCGGUCCGGACCCCUCGCUCUUGGCUGUCCUGCAGGCAGAGUCGUUCUGCUGCGGCCCUUCAGCGCCCACCACGAACCGAGCCCACCGCCUCCCGCUGGCCGCGCCCCUCCUGAGCAGAAGAGCGGAGCUGAGCUCAUGAAGGAGCGAGUGAUGGUCGGGUUGCAGCAUGCAGGCGAGCUCGGCCGACAGUGGGGUCAGAAGUCACUGCAGUUGGCCAUGGCCUCGGUCAACAGAUGGUGGGCGAGGUACGAGGAGUUUGUAGGUCUCAACGAGGUCAGAGACGCUCAAAGCAAAGUCACAGAGGCGGAGGCGGCCUUCAUGGUGGCCAGAGGGAUGGUCCGGGAGGCCCACCUAAGCCUGGAGGCCCUGCAGGUCCGGCUGAAGGAGGUCCGGGACCGACUGGAUCGAGUCUCAAGAGAAGAGGCUCACUACCUGGAACUAGCUACUCUGGAACACAAACUGCUGCAGGAAGAGCGCCGACUGCGGACAGCGUACGAGAACUCUGAGGAGUCGGAGCGCGAGAAGUUUGCUCUGUUCUCAGCUGGCGUGCGCGAAAGCCAUGAGAAGGAGCGGACCCGUGCAGAGAGGACCAAGAACUGGUCCAUUAUUGGGUCGGUGCUGGGAGCGCUCAUCGGAGUCAUGGGGUCAACAUAUAUCAACCGGGUUCGUCUGCAGGAGCUGAAGUCGCUGCUGCUGGAGGCCCAGAAGGGUCCGGAGAGCCUACAGGAGGCCCUCAGAGUCCAGGCUGGGAACCACAGAUCCCAGCAGGACGAACUCAGAACUAUCAUUGACAGCCUGCGGGUCACUCUGCAUGAGCGGGUCGUUGCCACUCCUGACAGUGCACCCACCACAGGCUCGCCCAUGCUCCCCGUCUCUGUCUUAAAAGAGCUGAGUUCAGGCAGCAAGCGGGCCGAAUCCCUUCUUGGGUCCCUCAUGCCUCAGGUUGGUCAGUUGGAGCAGGGACUGGGUCGGGUCGAGAGCGAGCUACUUCAGGUGAGGAAGUUCCUCGAGACUCCCCCAAAGUCAGAGUGGCACUCUAGAACAGCAGAGCGUCCAGAGAGCAGGGACCAGUGGAAAUCUGAGAUGGUUCUGCAGAGGCUGGACCAGACCCAGAAGUUCUUAGGGGAAGGUAUCCAACAGAACACCAUACUAAACGCAAUUGUCACUUCAACUGCCGCUGCUGUGACCAUCUCUGCAGUAUACCUGCUGUUAAGAGGACCUGGUUAGAGGAGAGCCGGUUUGGAUCUACCUGGUCCUGACCUGGCAGAACCCGCUGCACCCACGUGGUCCUCCAUACCUGAACCAAUCAUGGUUUGUGGAUCAGUAAUGGCUGCUCUCAAAGCUUAUAAUUCUGUUUGAACUGGACCAGUCCGUGUUGUGGUGCCAGAGCCGGAUAGACGCUUCCGAGCCCAAGACCAAGAUGCACUGAGAUUGUGAGAUGAAGAACUGAUUAUUUUAAAUUAAAAUUACUUGAAGGUGUCACUCAUGUUGUUGACGUGAUGUUGGUGACGUCUGCACUGAGGCUGCGACUGGAUCUUCCAUGGUUCUGAUCCAUGUGAGACUGUUGAAUAAAUGAGCUGCUGAUGUUUCACAGCACAGUCACUGAAACAGAACAAUAAACUUGAUGUCAAAUAUUUACAAUAUAAUUCUUUCAGAACCACAUUGUAAACUUUUGGAGAUGCAGAACAAAAUUAGAAAAUAUGUGUUGAACUAAUUCAGGGCUCCAACUGUAGUAUACAUGUUCACCACAUAACGGCGCUAUGACAUGCCCGAUAACGUUUCUGAGCCACAAACAUCAUACAGAUAAUAAAACGUAAAAAUCGUAAUGUAGCUUUCUGACCAGCAGGAGGCAUCACCUCCCUGAAAAUGUCACUGCUUUGAAGCCUUGUUUGAAUGUCAUUUCCUUCUUGUGUGAUACUUUUCUUUGGGACAAACAGUUGAUGUUUUCUUUGCUCAAGAAGCCCUGGUGUCAUUACAACCCAGAACCAGCGCCUUAGCGAAAAAAGAAGCGUGAGACCUCACGAGGUCAUUCACGCAGAUCUGGUCUGGUCCAGUUCCUCUGUUGGUUCUGAAAAUCCUCCUGAGCAGAUGUUGCCUUUAGUUAGAACAUCACACACAAGCACAGUGGUGUUUCACUAUUUCUGUGAGGACCUCUUAUUGCCAUAAUUCUUUCCCCAGCCUCUCAGCCUCCACUAACUUGACUAUCCGAAAGACAUUACUAACCUUAACUAGGACUUUGAACCAAACUGAAACUACUUUAACUUUACUUUUCUUCACAAGGAGGUGACUUGUCAAGACAUGGUACUUGCAAGUCUGACAAAACAUGCCCUCUCUCUCUCUCUCACACACACACACACACCUGAAGAACAAGCAAACACACACAAAAAUACAAAACAGAGUGCAGGCACAACUGUCGCUGACAACACAGACUCACUCACUCAUGACCAGAAACACACUACAUCGAGACACAACUGAACUCUCACAGAUGAAGUGUAUAUUGUUUAUUCCUCAAUGUUUUCCUGCCAGAAUUGUCUUUCUCCACAUGCUGUUGUUCUGCAUCUGUAAACACUACACUUAAUUUCCUCAUCACUUUCUUUCAACAACUUUCUCAACUUCCUGAUUUCAAAAGUGAGAUCAGGUGUAUUGUUGACCCACAAACAGGCAAGCUUAUAAAUGUUCACAGAAGUGAGAAUCAUAAAUUCACAUUUAUUACUGCAAUAUUCUCAUGUAUGAACAUUAAGUCACCUUUGAACCCCAAAUUAAGUUUUGGUGUCACAUCGUGCUUCUGAUGGCAGUUUCCAGAGGAAGCAGGAAGUGACCUGUUGUGUCACAUGACCGCACAAGAUAAAGAAGAAAUCAGUGGCUUCUUCUUACAGAUAACAAGAUUGUGUCACCGUUUACAAUGUCUUUAUGAUGGAAAGUUCUGUGAGUGGAAGACUUCUGUGUUUGUAAACAUCCAGGCGACGGGGAAAGUUUCCUAAUGCCCAGUGAAAUAAGUGAUCCUCACGCCUCACGUUUUCUACACCUCCCCCCUCAUGUUCCCUCACACAACAUGUUCCCUUACUGCACUCUUCAUCUUCCUGCAGUGUUCCUUCACUUGUUAAGGUGAUGAUGUUGUCCUUUAUUAAAGUGGCUUCACAGAGAUUGAUGAUGAAUAGUAUGCAAAAUCCACAACACGUACUGCAAGGGUUUAUUUCCUGAAACUACUGACUAUUCAUUUAAGCUAAAGUGGUUAAUAGAAAGAUUUAAUUCUUUUGUUCAAACUGUGAAGGGCAGCAAGUUCACCCUGCUGGGAGUGUGUGUGUGUGUGUGUUUUCUUUUAUAUCUGCACUUGUGGGGACCAAGUACAGCUAUAAAAGAAUUUGUGGAGACCUUUCGCCCAUCCCUCAAUUUGAGGAUUAAAACUUCAAAAUAACUAUGUCAUUACAAUUGAAUUUUACUUUGGUUUAGGUCCUGGUGAAGGUGAGCCAUUUGUUUGGGAUGGUGAGUAUUAGAGUGAUUAGAGAGGCAAGCAUGAAAGCCAUUGAAAUCUCCCCACAAAACACAGUGUGUGUGUGUGUGUGUGUGCGCUGCUCAUUGACACAGGAUCAUGGGGUCAAACACAUGUGGGACUGUGUCUAGACAUGUCUGUGAGUGUUAAACUUGCCUUUGAUUCAGACCAUCCCCACAGGGGUCAGGGAGUUCACCAGCCCAACCCAACAUUCACCCACUGGGGGCAGUAGUCCAUGAGUUUCCCUCUGGUAGAGCUUCUCCUGCAGCUCACUCUUUGCUCAUUCACCCAUGAGCCGUGGACCCAACCCUUCCUGUGAGUCAUACAGCUGCUCUAAUGGGAUAAGUUUGGUAUGAAGUUUAUAUUGUGGGGACGUGCGGACAAUC
This is a messenger RNA of Synchiropus splendidus (mandarinfish), 4154 nucleotides long. It is a transcript of the gene ccdc51, whose product is annotated as coiled-coil domain containing 51. The record is from RefSeq and is a predicted model, not a curated record. Bases 228 to 1505 code for a protein of 425 amino acids. NCBI's taxonomy places the organism in Eukaryota, Metazoa, Chordata, Actinopteri, Syngnathiformes, Callionymidae. The transcript is spliced from 7 exons.